Messenger RNA from Scophthalmus maximus (turbot), 8729 nucleotides. It is a transcript of the gene atxn1l, whose product is annotated as ataxin 1-like. Gene Ontology annotation, cellular component: nucleus. Lineage: Eukaryota; Metazoa; Chordata; Actinopteri; Pleuronectiformes; Scophthalmidae. Gene Ontology annotation, molecular function: protein binding; RNA binding. The coding region runs from base 253 to 2799 and encodes 848 amino acids. The record is from RefSeq and is a predicted model, not a curated record. Gene Ontology annotation, biological process: anatomical structure development; regulation of DNA-templated transcription. The transcript has 3 exons.
UUGGUGAGCGCCUCUGCUGGCCUUCGAAAUGGGUUCGACUGCUUAGCCCUGAUUUCUCCACUGGCUCCUCUGCGCAUCCAACUUUUUUUUUUCUCCACAAAGAAAAGUGUGUUCGCGAUGACAUUUGGAGGUGAAUUGGCAGACACGGUCAGCCAGGUGAUUUCAGAACUGGUUCCUGUGCGGGCUGACUGGCCUGCAAGUGUUGCUUCCUGUGCAGUACAGUAAAGCCACUGGCCUGGUCAGACGAUUGCGAUGAAACCAGCUCAGGAGCGCAACCAGGAGUGCCUGCCUCCCAAGAAGAGGGACCUCCCACUCAGUAACAGCAGUGGAGCCGGAGGGAGCGGAGGAGCUGGGGCUGCGGGUGGUGUUGGUGUCAGUGGUGCUGCAGUGGGUAUUGGAGAAAAUGAAGUGGUUUCCAUCCAGACCUCUGCAGCCAACAGCGACACACAGGGAGGGAACCAAUCUGGAGAGUGGCUUCGAGUUCAGCAAGGACUUCAUUAUGGAGUGGAUAACUCUGAUGGCAUACCUGCAGUCCCUGUUGACCAGUACAGUAUGCUCUACAAAGUGGCUCUUCCAUCUGUCACCUAUUCACCUACCAGUCUUCACCCAGUGUUAAGCCACAUCUCUCCAGCCUACACGGUUCAUUCUCCUCUCCUGCAGCACCCAGGCCUUUCCUACCCUCCUCUUGGUUAUGCCCAGAUCCCUCAUUCCUCUCUACAGUUCGUUAGUUCCCCUUAUGCAGCAGUACCUUACGCUCUAGCCCCUGGCUUUGUCCCAGGAUCAUUAAUCUCUCCUUCAGGCACCAUCCCUCAGCCCCACUCUGUGUCCCACCUUAUUCCCUAUCCAUCUGUCAUACAGGAAGGCGUUGUUUCCCCACCUCCCCAGGCCCAGGUAGCUGCUCAUACCUUUGCCAAAGUUGCAGCAUCCAGUGGCGUCCCCAUGAUGCUGCCUUCAGAGCAGGAUACCCAGCAGCAUCUCGGUACCAUAGGAGUCCUGUCCGCAACUGAGCUCAGCUCCCGAGGGAUGCCAGUCUUCUACCACCCUCAGGGAACCAGGGGUGCCACUGCCACCCGAGACCCCCACAGUGCCCAGCAGGAGAAUGAACCAGAAAUGAAUGGAAGGGAUAAAGAGCAGGGAGCCAGGGAGCUCGUACCAGACUCGGCCUACACUCUCAGAAACGCACGUCUGCUGCAUGUAGCAUCCGGCUCUGCAGCACAGGAGCACAGCCAUGACAGAGGCCUGCAGAACCGAAGGCUGGAGGAGAGGAGCUCGCCUGGCCAGCGCAGCACUCCGGACAGCGAUUUGGAGGUGCAGCAGGUGGUUGGUCGCUUUGCUGCUUCCAGCCAAGGUGGUAGUGGGGUGCGCAAAGAGGUCUCCUUUGCUCCCUUGAACCUCUCUCAGGGUGCCCAGAGUUACAGGGACGUCCAUGGAGAGAGCACGGGCAUCAUUUCCAGCCGGACUGCGUACGCGGUGCAGCCUGCGAGCUACAGUGACCCCAGAGUGACCGGUUUCCAGCAGCAAACGGGACAACAUGCUGUUGUGCUUGCCAACGGACAACCAGUUCUUAUUCCCCUGGAAUAUCACCCGCAGCAUCAGCCCCACCCACCCCAGCAACACUACACAGAACCGGCUAAUGAUUUCUCAGCCAGCCAUGCUCCUACCACCAUGGCCUCCAUUUACCAAAACUUUAAAGCCUCCGAUUCUUCAGCCAGAGUGUGCCUCUCUGAAAGGGCGGAGCCGCCCACAGCUCAGCAGCAGCUUGCUCAGCAGCAGCUUGUCCAGCAGCAGCUGGCCCAGCAUGCUCCUGUCCAGCCUACAGCAGAUGUGAUUCAGGCCUUAGCCCCGAGCGUCGCUCCUGCCCCGACUCCCUGCAACCCGUCCCACUUCAUGAAGGGGGCUAUUAUCCAGCUGGCUACCGGGGAACUGAAGCGAGUGGAGGACCUGCAGACUCAGGACUUUGUGCGAAGCGCAGAAGUGAGCGGGGGGCUUAAGAUUGACUCCAGCAUGGUGGUGGACAUCCGUGCCAGCCAGCAGAGACCAGGUCUUGUGUCGCUUCACUUCACUGUGGGUGAGCAGCAGAGCAAAGUGACCAUUGACGUGCCCCCGGAGCAUCCCUUCUUUGUGUUUGGACAGGGAUGGUCGUCCUGCAGCCCUGAGCGCACUGCCCAGCUCUAUGGCUUGGCCUGCCAUCAUCUGCAAGUAGGAGAUGUGUGUGUGUCGGUCACGCUGCAACAGCAGCAGCAGCAGCAGCUUAAGCCACAGCAGCAGAAACAGCCACAGCACAAUCAUUCACAGCAGCAGCAGCAACAGCAGAACCUGUCCCGGACUUUGAGCAAAAGCAACACUGCACCAGGCCCCGGUCACCAGCUCAUGGGGCCUCCUGCCCCUCAGCAGUCACGGCCUCAGUCUCAUUUUAGGAUAGACCGCAUCCACAGAGAAAGACAGAGGGAUGGGGAGAAAGAUGUGGCCGAUAAGGAUGAAGCCACACAUCUGGGGGUUGUUGGCCACAUGGAGUCGCCCAUCAGACCAAGUAGGACGUCAGCUGAGCAUCCGAGGAGCCAGAGCAGUUACCACUUGCACACAGAGGGCUCUGCUUUUGCAGGGGCAGGGAUGGGAGCGAUGCAUGCUGCGAUAGGUGCUUCUCAGAGGCGCUGGUCCUCACCUGGCCUCCAAAGAUACAGUAUGAAGGGUGACGAAGGGCCACGCCCUCAGAUAAGCGCCUCCAACCACACAAGGCCCUCUUUCAUCCCCCAGGAGGUCAAACUGUCCAUUGAGGGGCGCUCUAAUGCAGGGAAGUAGCUUCACAUUUGGUAGCAACUGUAGAAGAGACUGCCAUAAGUAAGAAUGAGUCUGACAAGGAGAGAAAGAGGAAAAAAAGAGUGUGAAUGUAGCCUCAGAAUGUUUGAGAUUUUGCACACCUAAAAUAUACAAAAAGAUCUUUCUCUAUCUGGUGAGAAGUUCUGGUUUGUUUUGGUUGUCACUCGGCCAAAGGAUCCGAGCCAGUGCUCUCCCAGCCAGCUGAGGGCCGACAGGGACACGAGAAGCUGAGUAGAAAGUAUGUAGCUGAUGAAAUGCCUACCAUGGUCCCUACACACCGCAUUUCUCUUCCUCCCUCCCUCCUUUGUCGCCACUUCCUCAUACCCACGCUUGGAGUUUACCAUCUCUCGCUUCCUUCAUGACCAAACCGUCUCUGUGGAAGACCACGGACAACUAAAGAAUGUGUUCGUAGCACAGUAAAGCUACCAACUCUGCAAAGAUCACAGCCAGCGAUCUUUUAUCCAGGAUCCUGUUUCCUUCAGAAGCGUUUACCCCCCUUCCCAAAAAAAAAUAAAAAUAAGUGUGGAGUUGCUGACAUCAGCUGCUCCUGUGGUGGUGAUGUUGGCACCGUUGACGCUAACUGUCAGUGCAUGUUACAUUAUGCUUCUCCGGCAGGAGUGUAAAACCUCUGCCGUCUGCAGACACACUUUCUCUCCUUCCUUUUCAUGAGGCCGGUGAUUCUCUUCUCUCUGAGGCCAAGUGCGGCUCCUGCUUGUCUUACAAUCGAAAUACUGAUAAACCAAUCAAUAAUAGUCUGUUUGUUUAGCAAUCAGUUUCCCCCCCACCCCCCAAAAAGUUUUGCUUUCAUUACACACCAUGGUGUCCUCUGGUGUCGUUCAAGGGCCCUAAAGAGUGUGUGUGUUUGUGUGUCUGUGUGUCUUUGCAUGAAUGUUGCAGAUUGGAAUUUUUUCCAUUUUAAGAACUAGAAAUAUCUUCCAUUCCAGUAUCGUCAGUGAGAACAUCCAUCAUUCAUGACAAUCAUUUCCCAUGUUGAGCGACGCCCUCCCUCCUCCUCCUCAAAGCUUUUCCCCGACCAGACAUGACACUGAAUGCAAUUUUUUGGAGUCGCUGGCUGGUCAUCACCAAAGCCUCCUGCACCAGGGAGACGUCACUUUGUCACAUCACUGGCUGCAGCCCACUUGAACCCUGAACCCCCAGAAAAGUGUCAGGGCCUUGUAGUUUGGUCUUGGGGGGAAACUGUGUGACGAGGUGUUUUGCUUUGUCCUCGUUCUGAGUUUCUCUCGCUCAGUUACCAAAUUAUAGCAAUAGUUCUUUUACAGCUCGUGGCUUUACUACCUUCUAAUCUUUCAUUGUGGGCUGUUAUUAUUUAAUUUUUUUUAGAUUUCUAUACAUCUGAGGUCUGGCCCUCGUUUUACCCAUUUUUAAAGAUGAUGCACUAUUCAUUCACAUUGAUUCGUCAGAGUUCUAAAAAAAAAAGGAAAGAAAAAGCACAGCCUCCUGACAGAUUUCUCAAGAAAUCAUUGUAGAUAAAACUUCUCCUCUCCUGAUUUACCGUCUCGCUGAUGAUCUUUUAUUUUGUAAGCAUUUGCUCAAGUGCAUCUCCAAGAGAGGCUUGACUCUAAUCAAGUUGUGAUCAUUAUCAAGUUCUCUCCUCUUUUGUUUUAACAUAUACGGCCCUUCGCUUUUUUUUACUCGGAUAUCUUAUCCAGCGUAUCUUAAUGGUUGUCUUGUGUUGCACAUUGAAAAUGUCACUCGUUGAUUUGACACUGACCUUGUUAAUGGGAAUCACAGUACAGUAGGUGUUUGUUUUUUAAUGAAGGGAAUAUGUUUGAAGUAUUGUUUCAUGGUGAGAGAGAGAGAAAACUGACUCGCAUUUUCUCUGUUUACAAAUUAGCCAAGACGAAUGCUGCAGUUGCCUCCUCCUAUCGCCUCCUCAUCACCCAAAGACAAAUCUAAAGGGGUGAAAUUUGAAAUAAGUGCAAUUAGACCACGCAUAAAAUCGUUGAACGGUUUAUAAUCAGGCAGCAUUCCUCACGCAGACAUUCCCAUCACAAAAUGUACAUCACACAUUACCAGUUCUCUUUUUUCCUUUGAACUAACCUCUGUCACAAACAUUCUUUUUUUGGUUCAUUCCUUUCCCCAGUUAGUUACAUGGUCAACGGUUUUGUGUUGUUGCAAAUCUCUGAACUAGUUUGUCCAUCAGCCUCAAGACACAGUGUGUGUUCGUCACCUCGGCCCUGAGCCCCUCAUGGUUCCCUGAGCAGACCCCCUGACCCUCUGUCAGCGGGUAGAGGGGCUAUGAGAGAAGCGUCGGGGCCUCGCCUCUCCUCCUGUGGUGCCGUGACUACGAGCAGCCUUAAAAGACGGGUCCACAUUUUUCCAACUCCAUUUUAAAGCGAUCCUCACAUGCCCACAAAGACAUUACUGGUCGCUGUAAACAUUCCUCCUCCUCCUCUUACUGGCUGUGAAGAUUUUCCCUCCUGAUGUUUGACAUAUGGGACAAAAUUGGCUUUUUAUGUCUUUGUGGAGUUAAGUACUCAAAGUUGAUUUUGAGGCUCCAGCAGGGAAAGACAAAUGAAGUGGGAAUCUUCCAGUGUUUGAUGUUAUGAUACAGUAUUCACUCAUCAUGUUACUGUUCCUCCGCUAGCAGACUUCUUCUUCCUGGGAGACACGAAGGGGGACAUUCUAAAGAGAUUCACCCACGUGACUUUCUGACAGACUUUGAACUUCAGCAUUCACACAGAACUCAGACUCCUGUGUCCCACCUGGUUCCAGGUGCUGUUUCUGUUUGGCCACUGUUGUAAAGACGCUGCAGGAGCGAGACGCCGGUAUGGAGGCAGAUGCUUUUCCUCGGAGCUCCUGUGGAAGUUGUCAAGAUCACUUUAGAGAUAACGGAGGAGAAAGAAGUGUGUACGCUGAAGCUCCUCCUUCGUUUUCUGGCUCCGAGCGUUAACAUCGUGGCUCACUCAAUGCCAGCAGCCUGGCUACUGUCCAAAGCAGAAAACAACUGUUAAAUUUCCAGUUUCACUCUUAGCUUUUUUUUUUUAAAUUCCUACAUCAACGGGAUUCUUUUUCUUUUGUGAGGUUGAGUAGUUUUUGUCAAUUCGGCUGUUUCCCGGACACGAGGAGAACAAUAUUCUCUUCCUUGUUUUGGUUACGCAACGGGUGACACAGUUCCUUUGUGCCGCGAAUCGAGCCGUCAUUUUUUCCAGAAAGCCUUGUCCCGGUGGUCAAGAGAAUAACUCGGUGAAAGAAAGACCUGUAGGAGACCAAUCGAAGUGCGGAUGCAACAGCUUUAACAUCAUAAUGACACGUUUAAGCCCAAAAGUUGUCUAAUUCCCGGUUUAAACUGGAAUCACAGUUUAAGAGAUUUCCAAAAGGCCAGUAUGAAAAAGAGGAGGAGCGUUUACAAUGACAAAUCUUUCAAUGUACGUAAGGACAAACUAGUAUUCCAGUAAGAUAGACAUGCUGUCAAAUGGGAGAUUUGUCAUUCAGAGAAAUUGUUUUACGUACAGUUGAAACCAUCGCAAAAUCAGAAGUUCUCUUUUUUUCUCUUGCUCUAAGCAAUACACAUGACAUCUGAUAACAUUUCAUGAAGUCUUGGCAUCUUCUAUGCAGUAACCUCAGUAUUGUGUCCGUCAUCGUCUUAAGGGCAGCUUGCCAGAUGCAGUCGUUUCCCGCUAAUGUCUGGUUAUAGGAUUUAUUUCUUGAAAAUGCUUUUUUUUUUUUUUUUUUUAAAUGUAGGGAUAAAAACCAGUAUUUUGUGUCGUUACUUUUUACUAUUCAGUGCUCCACAACUUUCCUCGCUCUAGCACACUGACACAUCAGUUCAUCGUCUCGCGAUGCUACACAGUCGGAACCAAAUCACUUGAGACGAGCGUCACUCGCAUUUCCACGUCUCUAGUCACCAUUAUUUUUUGGUACAAUUGCCAAGCCACUUCUACAUGUGUAUUAUUAGGUCAAGGUUCAUUUUAGUGGGAUUUAAAUGGUGCAAACAGUGCCUCCUGUGACAUUGACCUCCUGUUGAUUCUCACAGCAAAACCACCCUGUGCAGCCAUGAGCCUUUUUACAUUUCGCCCCGUGUGUGUGUGUGUGUGUGUGUGUGUGUGUGUGUGUGUGUGUGUGUGUGUGUGUGUGUGUGUGUGUGUGUGUGUGUGUGUGUGUGUGUGUGUGUGUGUGUGUGUGUGUGUGUGUGUGUGUGUGUGUGUGUGUGUGUGUGUGUGUGUGUGUGUGUGUGGAGCAGGAGGGCUCCACUUCUACCGAGAUGUCCAGUGAAUCGUGUUUUACACCUCUGAUCGUCUGUUGCUGUCCGUAAUUGCACUAAACGCUCUCCUUCACAGUGUUUUUAAAAUGAAAACAAGUUGACAAAUUGAAGCCUUACAAAAAUGUAAAGCACACAAAAAUCAUGGAGGAGUAAUCACAGGUUGUGUGUUUCUGUAGAUAGGUUUUAUUUUUUUUGUAUAGAUUUCAUAAUGCUUGUCAAUAAUGGCUUAAAUUCUGCUGUGUACAAUGUGUGAAAGUGAAAUAAUGGAAUAAUGCUUCUGGUCGACUUGUUAUCAGGAGAAUCUCACAGACCAACAGAGAAUCUCUCUGGUCCCCAGACGGUUCAACCAUGAAAUCUGUAACUUUUUGUUACUUUUUGUGUGGGUUUCCUUUUGUUUUGUUCAUUUUCUUAAUCUGUUUUCUGCCAUAUAUAUAUAUAUAUAUAUAUAUAUAUAUAUAUAUAUAUAAUUUUUUUUCAUGGUUUUUCAAUGUUUUGAAGUGAAGUAAAUUGAAUCUCUUCUUUGCACUUUUUUUUUGUUUUUUACAAGAAAAUUCCAGGAGCGUCUGCAACGGAGGUCUGUCCAUUAAUUUCCAUGCGCGCGCACACACACACACAUUUGUUUUUAUUGUUGUUGCACAAGCUCUGUAUUUUAAUUUUAUUUUUUUCUCCCUGGAAUUAAUGGAUUGUGUUUGGGGUCUUGUGUUUAGUGCGACAGUCACUGGACAGCAGACGAUGGGUUUUAAUACAGACGCAGGCGGGCUGCAUGAAUCAGAUGUGUAGCUUUCACUCGUUGGUAAAUGUGAUGGUUUCUAAUGUUUUGUGACGUUGGCAGUGGGUAUCUUACCUCCCAGCGUGAUCUGCUUCCUGUUUGAAUUGAGGGCGGCGUUGGUGUCGCUGAUGUUGACUUAAAUCAGGAGAAUAGAACGGUUAAAAGUUUUAAAGAAGUCUGUAUUUUCAGAUUUGACAUUGUACCUUUUUUUUUGGCACAAGGUGACACUGCUUUUUAUGUGACGUGUAAUUAUUGAGAAACAAAACAAAAAACAGCAUUUUUUUUUUUUAAUGCCUAAAUCUGCAAAAUAUAUGCAAUGAUGUAUGUGUAACAUUCAAUCCUCAAGUAUAAUCCAGGUUGUAUGAACUUUGUAUAGUGAGUUUUAAUAUUGUAAGGCCGUACCAAUAUGUAUUGAUCUUUAUCAGAAGCCUUAGAGUUGUCAACCCAAAGUGCUCCCUUAGAAUAUACCCCACACCUACCUGACUUUAACAAAGCAUUAAUAUCUCUAUUUUGUUGCAUUUUUAUUUGUACCCUUUUUGAAUAAAAUAGAUUUGUACUGUAUAUUUGUACCUCUCUGUGAACUACUUAGGGCGGUUUUUGUUCUGUUCUCUUUUGUUCUGUUUUGCUGUUUUACUUCUAUGUAAGGACACAAAGAUAUUGUAUUUUUAUUGUUACAGCUAACUUGGAGACAUUGCAUUUAUCAUGUUUGUUAAGUAAACAAUAUAAUAUAUAUAUAUAUAUAUAUACAAAUAUAAAUAUAAACUAUUAUCAAAAUGGUGUGCUGUGUUUCUUUAGUCGCAUUUAUUCUCUUGUUUUAGUUUCUGUUCCGUGGUGGAAGAAAUACUGAUCUUUUACAGUGUAAGAGUUAGAUGUGGCAUUUUUGGUUUAAAUUUGUUUUUGUUCUUAGGGGAGCUAAUU